Messenger RNA from Microcebus murinus (gray mouse lemur), 5220 nucleotides. It is a transcript of the gene CAMK2A, whose product is annotated as calcium/calmodulin dependent protein kinase II alpha. Gene Ontology annotation, biological process: protein phosphorylation. Gene Ontology annotation, molecular function: ATP binding; calcium/calmodulin-dependent protein kinase activity; calmodulin binding. The record is from RefSeq and is a predicted model, not a curated record. Lineage: Eukaryota; Metazoa; Chordata; Mammalia; Primates; Cheirogaleidae.
UGUAAACCUUAGAACCCAGCUGUUGCCAGGGCAACGGGGCAAUACCUGUCUCUCCAGAGGAGAUGAAGUUGCCAGGGUAACUGCAUCCUGUCUUUCCCGGGGACCAUCCCGGAAUGCGGCACCCACUGGCAGUUACCAUGGCAACUGCCUUUUUGCCCCACUUAAUCCCAUCCCGUCUGCUACAAGGGCCCCACAGUUGGAGGUGGGGGAGGUGGGAAGAGAGAAGAUCACUUGUGGACUAAGUUUGUUCUCUUCCCCCUCCCCCAACCCCUCUCUUGGCCCAUCACCCUGGGGGUGCUGUGUCCAUCCGCCCCCCGGCCCACACAGGCCUGCAGUACUGUGUUCGGCAGGGCCAGGCGUCCGGGAGCAGGUUUUCGCAGUGGAAGGCAGGCAGGUGUUGGGGAGGCAGUUACCGGGGCAACGGGAACAGGGCGUUUCGGAGGUGGUUGCCAUGGGGACCUGGAUGCUGACGAAGGCUCGCGAGGCUGUGAGCAGCCACAGUGCCCUGCUCAGAAGCCCCGGGCUCGUCAGGCAAGCCGGUUCUCUGUUUGCACUCGGCAGCACGGGCAGGCGAGUGGCCCCGAGUUCCAGGAGCAGAGCAGCAGUGCCUCAGUCCUGGUCCCCCAGCUCCGAGCCUCGCCUGCCCGCCCAGCACCAGGAUGGCCACCAUCACCUGCACCCGCUUCACAGAAGAGUACCAGCUCUUCGAGGAACUAGGAAAGGGCGCCUUCUCGGUGGUGCGCAGGUGUGUGAAGGUGCUGGCCGGCCAGGAGUACGCUGCCAAGAUCAUCAACACCAAGAAGCUCUCAGCCAGAGACCAUCAGAAGCUGGAGCGUGAAGCCCGCAUCUGCCGCCUGCUGAAGCACCCCAACAUCGUCCGACUCCACGACAGCAUCUCGGAGGAGGGACACCACUACCUGAUCUUUGACCUGGUCACCGGUGGGGAGCUGUUCGAAGACAUCGUGGCCCGGGAGUAUUACAGCGAGGCGGAUGCCAGUCACUGUAUCCAGCAGAUCCUGGAGGCUGUGCUGCACUGCCACCAGAUGGGGGUGGUGCACCGGGACCUGAAGCCGGAGAAUCUGCUGCUGGCCUCCAAGCUCAAGGGUGCCGCAGUGAAGCUGGCGGACUUCGGCCUGGCCAUCGAGGUGGAAGGAGAGCAGCAGGCAUGGUUCGGCUUUGCAGGGACACCUGGGUACCUCUCCCCGGAAGUGCUGCGGAAGGACCCGUACGGGAAGCCCGUGGACCUGUGGGCCUGCGGGGUCAUCCUGUAUAUCCUGCUGGUUGGGUACCCCCCGUUCUGGGAUGAGGACCAGCACCGCCUGUACCAGCAGAUCAAAGCCGGUGCCUAUGAUUUCCCGUCGCCAGAAUGGGACACCGUCACCCCGGAAGCCAAGGAUCUGAUCAACAAGAUGCUGACCAUCAACCCGUCCAAACGCAUCACAGCCGCCGAGGCCCUUAAGCACCCCUGGAUCUCGCACCGCUCCACCGUGGCCUCCUGCAUGCACAGACAGGAGACCGUGGACUGCCUGAAGAAGUUCAACGCCAGGAGAAAACUGAAGGGAGCCAUUCUCACCACAAUGCUGGCCACCAGGAACUUCUCUGGGGGGAAGAGUGGAGGAAACAAGAAGAACGAUGGUGUGAAGAAAAGAAAGUCCAGUUCCAGCGUUCAGUUAAUGGAAUCUUCCGAGAGCACCAACACCACCAUUGAGGACGAAGACACCAAAGUGCGGAAACAGGAAAUUAUAAAAGUGACAGAGCAGCUGAUCGAAGCCAUAAGCAAUGGAGAUUUUGAGUCCUACACGAAGAUGUGCGACCCUGGCAUGACAGCCUUUGAACCCGAGGCCCUGGGGAACCUGGUCGAGGGUCUGGACUUCCAUCGAUUCUAUUUUGAAAACCUGUGGUCCCGGAACAGCAAGCCCGUGCACACCACCAUCCUGAACCCCCACAUCCACCUGAUGGGUGACGAGUCGGCCUGCAUCGCCUACAUCCGCAUCACGCAGUACCUGGACGCCAGCGGCAUCCCCCGCACCGCCCAGUCCGAGGAGACCCGCGUGUGGCACCGCCGGGACGGCAAAUGGCAGAUCGUCCACUUCCACAGAUCCGGGGCGCCCUCCGUCCUGCCCCACUGAAGCCCCAGGCCGGGGCCACUGCGUUGCUGUGCCGCGGAGACCCACUCUUUGUCCGUGGAAUGUGGCUGCUGGUUCUCCCACUUGGAUGUGGCUGGAAUUCCCCCGUCGUGUCCCCCCCACCACCGUCAGCUCUGUACCCGCAUCGAGAAAACCUGCUUGUUCAGAAAAGCCAUCACAACUUCAAAGCAAAUGGCCAAAUUUCCCACCCCCUACCUCUCGCUCUCCUCUCUCUCCCCUGCCAGGCCGGGGCCUCCUGGGGCCUGGGUGCCGGCCCCUCCUCCUCCGCUGCUGCAGGCUGGAGUGCCAGCCGCUGGGGAGAAGGAGGGGCGAGGGGGCGAGGAGCAGGGUGUCCACCCGUCCCUCUCACGGCUCUCUCCUCUUCUGGGGUCCCCCAAGGAAGGGUAGGUGAACCCCCAGCCCCCCGAGGGAGAGGGUGAGAGAGGAGCAGACGCCAGGAGCCUCCUGCCUCAAACGGCUUCCCCCUCCUGUGCUGGCCUCACGGUGGUCCGCAGACCCUUCCCUCAGCGUGGGGGGCGCCCCCCUCUCAGGGGCCCCGCUGCUUCCUCCCGGUGAAGUCCUUCUCCAGCAGUUAGCCUGCCCGCCCUGCCCUUCUGUCACCCCGAGAAUUCCAGCUUCGUCUUAUCUCAGAGAGGAAAUCUCAUUGUCUGGCGGGGGCAAAAGAAAGCAACUUAGGUGUCACUUCUACUCGGACCGCAUGCCUUUUUAUAGCCAAACUCCUGUGUAUUUCGUAAACGAAUUUCUUGUUAAUGGAUAUUUAUGUAAUAACUAGACCUCUCAAAUUAUUGUGAGAACGGUUGGGCUCGGAAGCGGGGUAGGAAGAGGGGUGAGGGGUGGUUUUUUUCUGUUCUAGAUUAUUUCUUUUGUUUGUUUGGUCAUCUCUGAGGUGGACCUUGUCACCUGUGGUUAUCUGGGGCCCAGGUGGACUCGGCCCCAGGGAGAAGGGCCUCUCUGCCAUUUCGGCGCCAAGGUAAGCUGACGCAGGCGUUCCUUUCGGGACUGUGGAAGCAUCAGAUGGCAGCACCGGCCAGGAAACAGCAAGGCAGGGCAGAGAGGCGGAAGGAGCCUGUCGGGAUGGAAACAUCUGGACUUUUCUUUGCUUCCCUCCCACGCUGGGGACCUCACUACCGCACUUCCCAGGAUCUCAUGUCACCUUAUCUGUGUGCCGCCCCCAACGCCCCCGCCCACCUCUAGGGGGCCCGUGAGCAUUUGUCUUCAUCGCCUCUCUCCCCGUGGCAUCGGGUGGCUGAAGCAGAACACUGGGAUUUCUACUCCUCACGCCUCAUCCCUCGGCCUCGGGUUUGCACUCUCUCUCUUUCUUUUCCUCUCGCCCUCUUCCCCUGGGAUUGACUCUGAUGUGGAAUACCUUGGCACAUCCACUAGGAUCUACUGUCUGCACUGUUUUCUUUGCAUGACUUUAUAUGCAGUAAGUAUGUUGAAAAAAAAAAAAACAAAAAGAAGAAAAACACUCAACAAAACCAAUCUACAUGUUUUGAACAAAAAGAAAAAAAAUAGAGGUUGUAUUCUCAGUGUCCAACUCGGAAUUAUGUUGCUGCCUCUCUGUGCUUUUGGCCUCUGUGUGGCCGUGUUUUGCCAGCAUGAGAUACUGUCUCCUCUGGAGGAUUUUAGGGGAGGAAGAGCCACAUCCCCGGGGAUUUGGAGGAGGCUCUGGUACCCCCAACCCUCCUGGGUGUUCUUGGUUGGAGCAGAACCGGUGAGGAUGUUUGAUCCAGGACUUUCUGAGUUUUCCCCGAUCAUGAGCUGUCUGCUGGGCUCAAGUCCCGCUGCCCGGACCCCGUUGAGACGGGCUGGGUGGGGGCUACAGGCCAGGAAAGAAGCUGUCCUGGCCUCCUGGUUUCCAAGCUGGUCCAUCACUGGCCUCUGUUCUCGGCUCAGACCUUGCCCAGAGGGCUUCCCAGGAAGGCCCAGUGAUCCCAUUGUACCAGCAGCAAAACCACCUGUCCCCCUCAUGAGCUGCCAGUUCCCUACAGCCAUCCCUGGCCAAAGGUGAAGGCGCCUUCGCCAGGGGAUGCUAAAAUCACCGAGGCAAGGUCUGAGCCCUUCUUUAGCCUCAGUUUCCCCAUCGGUUAAAAGGGUUAAAUGCUCUGAUCUGGCCGAUGGAGGAUCAGACCUAGGGUGAUGCGAAGCCCAAUGUACCUGUGAGAACUAGCGGGCUUAGCCCCCGGCAGGACUCCUCCUGUUUACUUCUGGACCUGGCCAGUCUCCCUCCCCUCUCCCACCUGCCCUUCAUCCCCCUCUUUGGUGCCUGUCAACUGCUUAUCAGCAGUGGACUGCAGGGGAGAGAGAGCAGUAGUUUGGGGGUUAGCAGGCUUCAAUUCCCAGCUCUGACCACACCUGCUGUGUAACCUUGGGCAAGUCCUCUCCCCUCUCUGGGCCUUGGUUUCCCAAGCAGAGGAAACUGAGCUGGAGGACGCCAAGGUCCUGCCUUUCAUUGGCUGACACACCUCCGGUCCACCGUGCCCCUCUCCAAGUGCUGGAGAAGUGGAGGCACGUCCCUACCCCAGGUUCCGAUGGCCCCCACUGGGAAGGCCGCGCCUGUGGGUGGGCAGCGCCCUGGUGCAGAUCACAGGGCACCAGGGCUGAUCCUGAGGCAGCAGGCAGGGGACACUGGCAGAAAAAGCUGCCCAGAGCCCACCCUCAGCAGACAAACUCCGUGCUCCUGCAAACAUCCUGUAGAUGCAAAAAAAUCCAAACCCAAGUCAAAACCUAGGCUCCAGCAUGCAAGUUCGUUUACAGGAAAGCAUUCUCCCGGGUUUGUGCCCACCACAGUGCAAACCCUGACCUGUGGCCUCCUGUCUCCCUUCAAAGGGAGACCCUUUGGGGGGAUGUGUUCGCCAGACUCCCCAUGCUGGUUUCUUUGUUACUAUUUGUUUGGGGUUUUGUUUCAGUUCUUUUUCUUUUCUUUUCCUUUUUUAAAAAUAUGUGGCUGUGAACUUGAAUGACCACUGCUCAAACUUUCUGCUAUUGGGGGAGGGGGGCGGGAAGGGAAGAAGGGGCGUCUGUUUUAUUCCUGGUGUUUUCAGUGCAAUAAAUAGCUACAAACUUCUGUGCA